CACACACACACACACACACACUCUCUCUCUCUCUCCCUCACUCAUGGCUUCUUCCCCACAGAAGGUGCUGAAAGUGCUUGAAGAAUGGAAAAUCUCUCCACCACAAGGCUCAGUCCCUUCCACCACCUUACCACUCACCUUCUUCGACAUUCCAUGGCUUCUCGUUCCCCCAUCCCAACCCCUCUUCUUCUUCCCCCUCGCCACCACCGCCGCCACCUUCACCCACUCCAUCCUCCCCACCCUCAAGCUCUCCCUCUCCAUUGCCCUCCAACGCUUCUUCCCCCUCGCCGGAAACCUCUCAGCCCCGCCGCAGCCCUCUAAGCCCCAGCUCACCUACUGCCUCGGCGACUCCGUUUCCUUGACCGUCGCCGAGUCCAACGCCGACUUCGUCCACCUCUCCGGCCACCACCCCAGAGCCGCCCAUGAGGUCCACCGCCUUGCGCCGCCGCUGCCACUUCCGUCCUCUCUCCUCGCAGUCCAAAUCACUGUCUUCCCAGUGAGCGGCGUUUGCAUUGGCUUCGCAUUGCGACACGUGGCGGCAGACGGUAGGACGUUCCACAACUUCUUGAAGGCUUGGGCGUCCAUUCACAGACUGGGACUUGGGCUCGACAGUCUCUCGCCGAGCCUCAAUCCGAGCCUCGAUAGGCUCGUGAUAAGAGAUCCGAACCUGCUCGAGGCUGUCUUGUUGAAGCAAUGGUGGAGCCUAAGAAGUUCUCAAGGGCAUUUCAUGGCGGACAGAGGCGUGAGUUCAGAAGACAUGGUUCGGGCCACUUUUGUUAUGGGUCGACCCGAGAUGGACAAGCUCAAGCAUCUGAUCCUGAUCCGGUCCAAGAAAUUAUUCGGGUCCGACCCGUUGUACCUAUCCCCCUAUGUGAUUGCUUGUGCAGUUAUAUGGGUGUGUUUGACCAAAGUGAACGGAGGCGGCUCCCCCGAGGAGCCACAUUACUUCGGGUUCAUCGCGGGCGGCAUUACCCGGUUGGGUUAUUCGGUACCCGUCAAUUACUUGGGUAACUGCGUUUCCUUUGGCCGAUCGACUGCACAGGGGGCUGAGUUGGUGGGAAAAGACGGCAUUGUGGUUGCGGCGAAAGCCAUAGGCGACACGGUGAAGAGGUUGAACGGGGCGGUGUUGGGAGGCGCGGAGAGUUGGAUCUCGGAUUGGAAGGAGAUGUUCGGUUCGGAGCUCCAUGUAAUGGUUACCGGGUCUCCGAAGUUGGAUCUUUACGGUUUGGAUUUCGGUUGGGGCGGGCCCAAGAAGAUAGAGGAAAUAUCGAUAGAUAGGACGGGGGCAGUGUCUCUGGCUCGGAGUACAGGCUUGGAAGGGGGCAUUGAGAUAGGUUUGGCCCUCCCUACUGCCAAAAUGGAAGCUUUUAGUUCCCUAUUCAAUUGUUUCUAAAUGGUGUGUUAGUUUUGCAUUUUGCUAAAAUAAUUUCCCAUUAUCCUGAAUUUUAAUGGCCUGUCGCUGGAUUUUUUUUUUCUUUCUACAUAUUUAUUGUUUUUUUAGUACAUUUAUUAAGACUCUUAUAAUAA
Molecule: messenger RNA, 1527 nt
Organism: Diospyros lotus (date-plum)
Lineage: Eukaryota; Viridiplantae; Streptophyta; Magnoliopsida; Ericales; Ebenaceae
Product: malonyl-coenzyme:anthocyanin 5-O-glucoside-6'''-O-malonyltransferase-like
Exons: 1
Coding region: 44-1393 (449 amino acids)
Source: RefSeq, a predicted model, not a curated record